This is a messenger RNA of Aricia agestis (brown argus), 2757 nucleotides long. It is a transcript of the gene Cep97, whose product is annotated as centrosomal protein of 97 kDa. The record is from RefSeq and is a predicted model, not a curated record. Bases 78 to 2192 code for a protein of 704 amino acids. NCBI's taxonomy places the organism in Eukaryota, Metazoa, Arthropoda, Insecta, Lepidoptera, Lycaenidae. The transcript is spliced from 16 exons. Gene Ontology annotation, molecular function: protein binding.
UCGAAAACUGUUGUUUUUUGUAACAAAAGUGCAUCAUCAAUUUGAAAACAUAAAAACAAUGAUUUAAAAGAACAAAAAUGGAUGACACUAACAAUGAAACACUUGAUUUAUCGAGGCGUGGGCUGAAGAAAAUAGAGAAAGCGCCUCCAGACGAAUCUCAAACAAUUAUUAAUCUAAUACUUGAUCAAAAUGAAUUACAACGACUAGAUAACAUCGAUACGUACAGUCGAGUUGAAAAUCUCUCAAUUUGUAACAAUUUUCUUCUUCGUAUGCAUGGAGUAUCUCGUUUGACCAACAUAAGAGUUCUAGCUUUGAACAAUAAUGGCAUUCUACAAAUUGAAGGUCUGAAAGAAAUGACAUAUUUGAAAGUUUUAAAAUUAGCUGGUAAUAAUAUUAAAUCUAUUGAGCAUUUAAACCAUAACAUACACUUGGAACAUCUGGAUCUAUCUACCAACCAGAUAUCCUUCAUAGCCGAUAUUUCUUAUAUGAAAAAUCUGAAGCAUUUAAAUUUAGAACGCAAUAGGAUAACUGACCUUGGACAGUGUGACCGAUAUUUGCCAUCCAAUUUAACACAUCUUGGUCUAGCUCAUAACAAAAUAGAGGAUUUGAAUGAAGUAUGCCAUUUGGUUCAUCUUGGAGAUUUGGAGGCGAUCACCAUUCAGGGCAAUCCAUGUGUGGCUCUGGCUGGGAAAGACAAACUUGGAUUUGACUAUCGUCCAUUUGUUCUCAACUGGAUAAUGAGUGUGAAAUACAUAGAUGGCUUCGUUGUUAGUGCUAUAGAGAGCCUGAAAGCGGAAUGGUUGUACAGUCAAGGAAAAGGGCGUCACUUUCAUCCUGGCCAGCAUGAGGAGCUGUGCAAGUACUUGGCCUCUUCCUGUCCUCUCACUGCUGAUGCAUUAGAAACUGAGGAUCAAAGGAAACUGAGGCUUAUACUUAGCAAAGCGCAGCAUCAUCAGCAACAAUUGAAGGACCAAAAUCACAGCCCCAUUAAAUCAAAGAUACAAUCACCCAGAAUGCAAGCUCGUAUCGGCCAGCGUCACGUGGGUCGUUCGCCGGACCGGCUGAGCUCGAGCUUCCACGCCGGCGUCGCGCGCUGCAGCUCGCCCGCCGCCGCCAUGUCGCUGUCCUGCUCUGGCGAGCUGCCAACUGCUGACCGCAGGGAUAAGAAUGAGCAAACUCCACCUAAAGUCGUCAACCAAUCGUUAGAGGCGGCAUCGAAAAUGGUCCCCGUACCGGAAUCCCUCAUGAGUCCCGACUAUCAAGACCCGAUUUAUGAUAUACAAAGAUCCAUACCAAAACCGAACCAACCCAAUUCCAAUGCGUCUCCACAGUCCAGUAAUAACAGCGUGAGCGACGAAAAACCAAAGUCCCAGAUUGCCAAAAGUAUUAAAGGAUCGCCCAAACUGCCGAAAAGUGCAACAUCUUCCCCAAAGUUGCGGUCGAAAAUGGAACGUAAAGGAAGUCUAAGCAAAUUGGAAAGCGAAAAAGUAAAUGGAAUAAAUAAACCUGACAAAAUUGAUCUAGACAAGUUGGAAAAUAUAAAGGUGGCAUCAAAUCAGAGGCGGCAAAAGAAGAUGAGCGUGGAAACAAUGGCCGCGGUCACCAUACAGCGAAUGUGGAGGGGCUAUCGCAGCAGAAACCUAAACAAGGACACACUGAGAAUCUUACACGCAAUACAGGCGGCAAGAGCGAGACAGCACAUACAGCGGCUUACCUGUGAUAUGGAAGCAACGAAGGCAGCUUUAGAAAGCGAGAGGAGAAUACAACAGCUUCAGAUGCAAGCUAUAAAUGCUCUGUGGAAGAGAGUAUCUACACUUCAAAACACAGAUUCUAAGCACAAGGUUGCAGAUAUGGACGAUAAUUCGGAGGCACUCAAACAGCUUAUGGAGACUUGCAUGUCAUUGCAAACCCAGGUGGUGGAGUUGCAAGGCUGCAUGCAGCAGGUGCUGCGCGCGGUGACCGCGUCGCGUCGGGUCGCCGCCACGCAGACUGACAUCAGCGCGCUACUCACGCCGCAGGAGGAGCGUUGGCUGCGUCGGCCGCAGUCGUUGCCGCUAGGUGCGGCCGCCGCGCCCGCAGCUAGCACCGAACCAACUAAUGACGUUGAAGCUCUAGACAUAGAGCGGACAGAAUCCGUCAUCGAAGAACAAGUGAGCGAAAAUACGAGCGAACGAGAAGUCAUCGUCGACUGAUGAUAGGAAAAUGUGCUUUGUUUCGUUAGUCAUAAGGGUGACUGAGGUACGCAGCUUCGCAUUUCUACUGCACUUCGCUUGAAAGUCAUUCUCAACUGUCAUUUGAACUCUCUUCUGUGUCUGACUAUCAAGGACAGCUACUUGAAUAGUUUUGAGUACAAAUUUGUAACUAUAGCUCUCUCUUACAUCCUGUGACACUUCACACAAAGAUACCAAAUUAUUUCUAUCUGUGAUCUAUAAAAACAUUUAAUAUUUUGCUACCAAAAAUUCAUGUUAUUUUGAAAGCAAUUAAAGGGAUAAAUGCUGACAAUUCUAAAAUUCAAAAUACUACUAUAUGUCGGUCGCCUAAAUAUAGAGAGAAAGUUGGCCGUUUACUUGUAGCUGAUGGUUGUCUCUUUCAUAUUUAAUAGAAAAAAUAUUAAUAUAUUUUGGCUCACAGUACGUGUACGAGAAAUCCAUAUUUUCGUAUGUGAGUGUGACCAGUCUUUACCCACACAGUGUCAGUUUAAGCCACAAAUUUAAAAUACAAUAUAAGUAGUAAGUACUGUUAUUUUUGUAUGUACAA